Messenger RNA from Symbiodinium necroappetens, 1182 nucleotides. The record is from the annotation of a GenBank genome assembly. Lineage: Eukaryota; Dinophyceae; Suessiales; Symbiodiniaceae.
AUGUCCCCGCAUGGCAAAGACGACUCUUGGAGAUCUACGCUCCACCAAGGUGUGCAUCGCCUUCGUAAAGAACUGGAGCACUUGCAGCUGCCACUCUACAAGACUGCAAAUGGUGAGACCGUGGCAUGGGACAGGUCUCCGGCAGGGACCGAGGCAUCGCUUUGUCGCUUCUUGACGGCGCGGAAGGGCGAUGUCCAAGCGGCAAAGAAGAUGUUCGCGGACCAUUUGGCAUGGAGGCAAAGGACCUUUCCGAUCCCGCGGGAAGGAUUGACCGCCCAACUUCUUGAUGAAGAUCUGCGAUUCCGCCGCUUGCGAGAAGACAGCGAUGGUUGUCCCGUACUUCUCGUCAACUUCUUGUUUGGUGGCUUUGCCACUGAGGCGGUGUCUGAAGCCGCCCUGGUACUGGCUUCUCUCAGAUUUUUCGAGGACAGCAUCGAUUCGAUGGAGCAGCGAGGUGUGCAUCAAAUAUGUGCUUUGGUGUUCGGCUCCCCCCCUCCUGUGGCAUGGGCGCAUGUGAUGGUUUCAGCUUUUCAAAACAACUAUCCGGAGCGGCUGAAAGUCGCCAUCGUGUAUCCCGUGCCUGCAUCCUUCGUCUCUCUGGUGCGCCAGAUUAUGUGGUUUGUCGAUGAGAAUACUCGGUCGAAGGUGGACAUGGAGACAGAUGAACAGCCCUUGCUGAACAGAUUCGGCUACCGUCCCGAUGACCUUCCUUUGGAGAUCCGGGGUGGGUAUCGUGGCGUGGGAGAACGUUGGAAGCCUGAUGCUGGCAAGCUUUUGAGGAUGGCUUACGCCUUCCUGUGGCCACAUGGCCGCCAAGUUGCAGAGCUCGAGGCUGCCAUUCACCAAGCCGCACGGGCAGCAGACCCUGAAAAUGGUCUGAAGGCCUUUCCAGUUCGUGAUGAGCCUGUUUGGCCGUCUUGGCUUACAUCGUGCUGCUUUCAGAGACCUUCAUACGCACCGGAAGACUUCGCACCAACUGCAGAGCUGUUUCAUGAUGCCGAAAGCUCCGAAGUCAAGGGCAACGGUACAAAACCAACACUGGCGAUGAAUAAAGUUGGUGCCGAGACACAUGAAGGAUGUCUCUCGGUCGUCCUGUACACAAGCGCCAUGCUGCUAUUGCUUUUCUGUCUGCUCUGGUUAUUUGCCCGCGGCAACGACAUGCUGUUCGCAGUCGAACUGUGA